Lates calcarifer (barramundi perch) is the source of this 3899-nucleotide messenger RNA. It is a transcript of the gene kif18a, whose product is annotated as kinesin family member 18A. Gene Ontology annotation, molecular function: microtubule motor activity; microtubule binding; ATP binding. NCBI's taxonomy places the organism in Eukaryota, Metazoa, Chordata, Actinopteri, Centropomidae. The transcript has 18 exons. Gene Ontology annotation, biological process: microtubule-based movement; mitotic spindle organization. The record is from RefSeq and is a predicted model, not a curated record. Bases 191 to 2893 code for a protein of 900 amino acids.
GAAGAGGGCUUGUUUUUGAAAUUAUUGGCGCUUGUGGUGCUAGCUGUGAUCGUCCAUAAGCUUUGCUAGCGAAUUUAUUUUUCUCACACGGACUGCUUGUUUCCCGUCAGAAAACGCUACCGUGGUAAUGAAACGCAAGAUAACGCUUAUUGACACGAAGCAACCUUUCAGUUGAUGCAGAUUGAUCACAAUGGCAAGUGAUGUGUGCAGCCAUGUAAAGGUGGUUGUUAGGGUGAGGCCGGCCAACGAGAGUGAAAAGCGUGAGAACUGUCGAAAUGUGGUCCAGGUCGUUGACAACCACAUGCUCAUAUUUGACCCCAAAGAAGAGGACAUAUCAUGUUUUGGGUCACAAAGAGUACGAAACAGAAACAUCAACAAGAGGGCUAACAAAGACCUGAAGUUUGUUUUUGACCACGUCUUCAGCGAGAACUCUACUCAAGUUGACAUCUUUGAGAACACCACUAAAGGAGUGUUGGAUGGUGUGAUGAAUGGAUUUAACUGCACAGUGUUUGCCUAUGGUGCUACUGGAGCAGGCAAGACACAUACCAUGUUAGGCUCACAAAAUGACCCUGGGGUCAUGUACCGUACCAUGAAAGAGCUGUUCAAACGCAUGGAUGAUGCCAAGGAGGAGAAAGAGUUUGCUGUUGCAUUCUCAUAUCUUGAGGUUUACAAUGAACAAAUCCGAGACUUGCUGGCUAAUGCAGGCCCUCUUGCAGUAAGAGAGGACAGUUCUAAAGGAGUAGUUGUUCAGGGCCUCACACUACAUCAGCCUAAAUCUGCAGAGCACAUUCUUGAGGCUUUGGAUUCUGGCAAUCGAAACAGGACACAGCACCCCACUGAUAUGAAUGCCACCUCUUCCCGGUCUCAUGCUGUAUUUCAGAUAUAUUUGAGACAGCAAGACAAAACCGCUAGCCUCAAUCCUAAUGUCUGCGUUGCCAAAAUGAGUCUGAUUGAUCUGGCAGGCUCAGAGAGAGCCAGCGCCACCAACGCCAAAGGGGCACGUUUGCGGGAAGGUGCUAACAUCAAUCGCUCACUUCUUGCCCUAGGAAAUGUUAUCAAUGCUCUUGCUGACCCAAAGAGUAAGAAAACUCAUAUACCAUACAGGGACAGCAAGCUGACGCGGAUACUUAAAGACUCCUUGGGAGGCAACUGCAGGACCGUUAUGAUUGCCAAUGUUAGCCCAUCAUCCAAGUCUUAUGAUGACACCCACAACACACUUAAAUAUGCCAACAGGGCCAAGGAGAUUAAGUCCUCGCUGAAGAGUAAUGUUGUAAGCCUGGACAGUCACAUUGGCCAGUAUGCAGUGAUAUGUGAGAAGCAACGGCAAGAGAUUCUACAGUUGAAGCAGAAACUAAAACAAUAUGAGGAGAAGAACAUGGUGCCUGGGACUUCUAACAUGAUCUCAUCCCAGAAACAAGCAGAGUUCAAAAGGGUGUCAGAGGCUCUGCAGCGAAUCUUCUCGAGUCGGGCCCAAAUCAGGAGAGAACAGCUGGAUCUGGAGAGACAACUGAAGGAGAAUGAGCUGCGCCAGCGCUACAGUGAGGAGGACAACCUGCAGGUCCAACAUUUUUGUGCCAAAGAAAAGACUGAGAAGGCCACUUGUAAGUACGAGCGGAAGAUUGCCAGCUUACGCACUCAGCAGCAACACAUUUGCAAACGUCUGAAAGAGGCAGAGACACGUUUCCUGGACAAUGAUGGCUGGCUUCAUCGUGUCGAGAACGAGAUAAAGCUGCUGAAGUCGAAUGAUCAGACCUCAGAGGUCUUAGAGAAGGACCUACAUUGCCACAGACUGGAGCUGCAGGUAAAUGAUCUCCAACAACACAUCAAGCAGAUGGUGGAGCUCACUACACUGCAGGAUCAGGAGAACAAGCGCAUGCAGAAGAUGGUGAACAUCUUGUUGCCAGCAUAUAGUCGGCACUACUCUGCGUUGCUUGGAGCUGGGCUGGUCACAGAAGGAGAUAAGAUGGAGAACCAUGAACUAGAGCACCUUGUGUUGAGGGAAAGAGGUGUGGUCUGGGCAGAUCAGGAAGGGGCAGGGCAGCAGCUGAAAGGAGGGAUUGGAGCAGAACCACAGAGGACAAAUGAGGCUGGAAGCAUUGGGGUCCACGGCGAGUUGGCACCUGUCCUGUCUUUCUCACAUUUGCUAUACCACCAGAGUAGCCCCUGCAGUGCAGAGGGGCACGCAAAAAGAACAUCAUUGUGCAAAGCUGCUCCAUCACCAAAAGGUGUAGGAAGUGAGACAGAUAUAAAACAAGAACCACGUCCCAGAAUGCCCAUCAGGAGAAAUCUGUCUGCAUCACUGCCACCACAAAGCCCCCAGACCGUCGCCAAGACCCAAGUGUUUGAGGAGGGCAUGUUCCCACUUCAGUGCACACCAGAGCCUGCUCAAAAAACUGUUCAGGCCCUGCCGCUGAGCUCCAGUGCCAUGGAUCCCAACAUGACCUUUGAAGUUAUGGACAGUGAGGAUCAAACUGCAAGUAAUGCAACCAUCAUAAUAAGCAGUGGUAGCCCCUGUCAGGCAUCAACGUCCUCAAACUUUUUGGGUCACAACCAGCCACUCCGUCCUCCCAAGGCCAAUGAGGGGAACCAGAUUCCUACAAAAAGACAACAGAUCCUGUCUUUACAAGAUGUGAGACGAGCCAACCCGACCUACAUGGACAUGACGUCUGCUGCACAAGGAAAGCGUAAAUUUAACCGCAGCAUCAAAGAAGAGCCAACCCAGGGUGUCUCUGCACCGAAGCGUAUAAAGAAAGACCCCUCAGUGGCCCGGAGACCGCUCCGAGUGCAUCGGUUUGCGGUCGAACCUAGAAACAUGACGCAAGCACAGAGGGAGGUUCACGACAGUUUCAUCUGGUGUGGAAAGAAGAAGCAGGAGCAGAUGGACUUCAGAUAAGCAUGGAGGAGGAGGUGAGUGUACUUGUCAUUUUGCUUGGUUCACUGUAUCCAUAGCGUGACUUAGCAUGGCAUUUGUUCAGGUUCUCUGGUGGGAUGUGGGAUUGAGCCAUAAAAGAAGUUGAUGCCAUGAAACUUUGUGUGGGGAAAAGCAUUUUAAACCGUAUUUUGGGGCAAAGUCACCAAACUUUUAAGUGUUAAGUGUUCUUCAUCUGAUUCAACUGGUGAUUCUAUACAUGCAUUUUUAUGCACCGGGUAGCAUUGAAAGUGGACUCUCUCCCCAUCGAUUUCGAUAGUGCUCUGAUCUUGUUAGCCCAAAAGAACUGCUCAGGAGCAUUGUCAAGAUGGCUGCUGAGUGGGGAGACUUGCCUAUAAGGACUUUGGUUCCUCUCAGCAGCAGGGACAGGGAGAGUGGUCGCAUGAAAGCAGCCAAAUACAGAGAGGUCCUUGAAGGAAUCCUCCUCCAGAGUGCACACAAUAGUUCACUUUUCAGUGUGACAAUGAGCCAAAACAUACAGCCAAGAAAACAGUGGAGUGGCUUUGGGACCUUGAGUGGCCCAGCCAGAGCCCAGAAUGAAACCCCACAGAACAUCUGAGUAGAGACCUGAAGUUCACAACCGUCCAAUCUGAUGGAGACUGAGAAGAUCUGCGAGGAAGAAUGGAAUUAACUACCCAAAUCCAGGUGCGCAAAGCUCUAGAGAUUUACCCAAGAAGACUAGAAGCUGUUAUUGCUGCCACAGGGGCUUUUACUAAGCACUGAAUUAAUCCUUUUGUAAAUAAGAGAUUUCAGUUUUUGAUUUUUAGUACAUUUGCAAAAAUUUCUAAAAUCAUGUUUUCACUUUGUCAUUAUGAGUUAUUGAGUGGUGAUUGAUGGGCAAGAAUGGAAAUUUUAUCCAUUUAAAAUUAAAUCUUCAACACGAUGAAAGGGUCUGAAUACUUUCUGAAGCAACUAUAUAUUAAAAUGUACACCAUAUGUCUAGAACAUGGUAUAUCAGUGUCCUGCUCAU